UACCUCGUUCGCAGAUCACAAGUGAUUGAACGAAAGGGGCUCAUCAGGAAUCAGCUUUGCAACUUCCACUGAACAAUACGCGCUGAACACGAGUUCUCAGCAAACAUUGAACACCCACUACAACCUGUGGUCUACUUGGACGCCGAAAAUGUCUCGACAACUCACAAGAACUUACUUCCUCUCUAUCACACUUCGACCUACCAACGACAAGCCCACCCAGAAGCAAAAUGACUUCAGCCUUGAAGGAAGUCACCGACGCGGGAAACUCGGGAAAUCCCACCAAGACAAACCAAAUCAACGACAAGACCCAGGAUAACAAGCCAGAUGGCCGAAGCGCGAUCACAGGACCCGCUCCUGUGCUUCAUCCAGAUGUCACUAGACAGCAGCUCAUGCACAUGAUUGAAGCCGUGGAGUCACGACCCGAAUGGAGCGCCACAGGCCAGGACAUUGACAUGGAAGCCAGCUUUAUGACGGACUCUGCCAUCGCCGAAGCCGAGCGCUCGACCAGCGAAGACGAAAAAGAUGGCUCGAGUGCAGAGGCUUCUCCUUCUGGCUCGGCGGCGAAGUCCACUGGAAAAAGUUCCGACGAUAGCUGGGACAAGUCAUCAUCUGAUGAUGAGUCCAAUGCUGAUGAAGGACACAGCGGAACGGAGGGCGCGGGCUGGGUCAAGAUCUAUAAGUUAGAGUCGGAGACUUUCCGAGGAGUGCAGAUCGUGGCUGAGGAGAGCGGACGCGAGUAG
Molecule: messenger RNA, 740 nt
Organism: Ilyonectria robusta
Lineage: Eukaryota; Fungi; Ascomycota; Sordariomycetes; Hypocreales; Nectriaceae
Exons: 1
Coding region: 228-740 (170 amino acids)
Source: RefSeq, a predicted model, not a curated record